Messenger RNA from Aureobasidium melanogenum CBS 110374, 5373 nucleotides. RefSeq names its product FH2-domain-containing protein. The coding region runs from base 1 to 5373 and encodes 1790 amino acids. The transcript has 3 exons. NCBI's taxonomy places the organism in Eukaryota, Fungi, Ascomycota, Dothideomycetes, Dothideales, Saccotheciaceae. Gene Ontology annotation, molecular function: small GTPase binding; actin binding. Gene Ontology annotation, cellular component: mating projection tip; cell division site. Gene Ontology annotation, biological process: actin filament bundle assembly; barbed-end actin filament capping; mitotic actomyosin contractile ring assembly. The record is from RefSeq and is a predicted model, not a curated record.
AUGUUUUCUUCGGGCUCGGGCGAUGCCAAAGGACGGCAGACGUCGGGCGGCAAGUCCUUCUUCUCGCGCCGUCACCACAAGGACAAGCACAAUGAGCAAGUGCCUGACAGUCCCUCGCUGCCUUCGAACUGGUCGCAAAACCCCCUACCGCCUGUGCCUCCUCCGCACCAGCAACAGCAUCAGUAUCAGCAGCCUCCUUCGUCGUCGCAUUCGCAUUCCUCGCGUCACUCUAUCGAUCAUGGCGCUGGCCUCAUGACCGCCAUCCCCUACGACAGUGUACCUCGAGAUACCCGGUCGCCAGUACGUGUCGAUUACCUACCAGAGAACAACACACAACUGCCUACUGCACCACGGCCGCCGCAACAUGCAUCGCAAUACUCGCUGGCCAGCACUGGCCGAACAAGCUCCUAUGAGAACUCAAUACACUCGCAGUAUGACCAAUACCCUGCUUCGGAUAGAGCCAGCAUACGCUCUAGUCACAGCCAUCGCACCUCGAUAUCCAUGCACCCGCAACAUUCGCCAUCUUCGUUCCCCAACAUGUCGCUCGACUCGACCACCCUCCUACCACAAUUAGCCCCUUCAUCCACCCGUGGAUCUCAACAGAAUGGCUUCCUCAGCGCCAACCAGCCGUCAGCCUUCAGCUCUACUGCAUCUUUCUCGCCAGAUGGAUUCAACCUACAACGGCCGUCUGAUGAUCGCGUUAUCGAAAAAGAAUUCUUGGAACUCAUGCACAAGCGUGGGUGGAAGAGUUUGCCUGAACAGGCACGUAGACAAAUGGAAGCAUACCCUAUAAACAAGAAAUGGACUUUGGUACAUCAGGACAGACUGGCUGAGUGGCAGGGUGAACAGAAGAGACGCAUGCAUGCGAGGACAACAAUCAACGCAGACUCGAGUCUGGGCAUUCUGGGCCGCGCCGAUGAGGAAGGGAGCCCAGAAUGGUAUGUUCGCAAAGUUCUGGACAACUCGAUCAGCGCGAAGCAAUUGCAAAGUUUGGCCGUCAGUCUGCGUACCCAGCCUAUCGGAUGGGUCAAGGCAUUUGUGGAAGCACAGGGUCAAGUUGCUUUGGCAAAUGUGCUCGGCAAGUACAAUCGCAAGCAGACGACAGGCCCGACAAAUCCUACCGUUAACGACAAAGAUUUGGACCGCGAAUACGAUAUCGUCAAAUGUCUGAAAGCAUUGAUGAACAACAAGUAUGGAGCGGAUGAUGCUCUCGAACACGCCCCUAUCGUAAAUGCCCUCGGUGCAUCCCUCAUUUCUCCUCGACUUAACACCAGGAAACUCGUCAGUGAAGUGCUCACCUUUUUGUGUCACUGGGCAGAAGGACGAGGUCACCAAAAGGUUCUCCAAGCUCUCGACUCGCUUAAGUCAACUCAAGGAGAAAAUGGCCGCUUCGAUGCUUGGAUGCGCAUCGUUGAAGUUACUGUUGAUGGCAGAGGCAAGAUGGGUAGCUUGGUCGGGGCAAGUGACGAGGUCCGCAGUGGUGGUAUCGGUAUGGAGAAUUUGCUCAUGGAAUAUGCGGUCGCAUCCCUGUUCCUCGUCAACAUGAUUGUUGAUGCGCCAGAAAGAGAUUUGCACCUACGAUGCCAUAUCCGUGCGCAAUUUACGGCAUGCGGUAUCAAGCGUAUCCUUAACAAGAUGGAGCAGUUCCAAUACGAUAUCAUCGACAAGCAAGUUGAGAGAUACCGUUCGAACGAGAUUAUCGACUAUGAAGAUUUGCUCGAAAAGGAGAACCAAGUUGAUGGCCAAGAUCCAGAACCACAGGAUCUGAACGAUCCUGUACAGAUUGUUCAGGCGAUCAUGUCUAAGGUGAACGGAAGUCAUUCGGCAGAUUACUUCGUGUCUUCUUUGCAGCAUCUGUUGCUCAUCAGGGAUAACGAGGCCGAGGACAGGCUUCGCAUGUUCCAGCUUGUGGACGCCAUGUUGAGUUAUGUAGCCAUGGACAGGCGAUUACCCGAUAUGGAUCUCAAGCAGAGUCUCAACUUUACUGUUCAGAGUUUGAUGGACAAGCUGUACACAGACUCUGAAGCUCGACAAGCGAGAGACGAAGCCUUGGAAGCUCGCCAGAUUGCUGAAUCGGCAUUGGCUGAGCGCGAUGAAUUGAGAGCUCAGCUUGAGCUUGGUGCCGACGGGCUAGUCAAAAAGCUCACACGGCAGCUUGAAGAGCGUGAUUCGAUUGUCCAGAUCCAACAACGUCAAAUCGAAAGUCUUAAGGCAGAACUUGCUGAAGUUCAGCGUGUAAGAGCGUUGGAACUGCAACGCAACGAGCUUGAGACCAGAGAGUUGUAUCUUAUGCUGCGCGAUGCUCAAGAUAUCGCUGCUGCGUCGGCAAAGAACGGAUCCAAGAAUGGUACAGCUGCUGAUCCUGUUCAGAUGCAAGGUAUUUUGGAUCGCGAAAGGCUCAUGGAUCGCUUGGAGAUGCAGCUCGAGAGAGCAAAGACACAGGCGAAACUCGAAGGCAAGGUUUGGCAACAGGUCGACCCCUCGGACAAGCUUCGCGAGUUGCGUGAGAAGAUGGAUGGCCCAGGUGGACCGACCAGUGCUAUCCCUGACAGCUUGCCUGAUGGCUACAUCGGAAGUGUUUCCAGGACGCAAAGAGGCGGUAUCACUCGCAAGCCACUUCCCAGUCAGACUCGACAGGAUGGCGAGGAGUCUCUGGAUGAGGAUGACGAAGAAGCCACGGUUUAUGAGAAGCCUCGCAUUGUUGAGAUGAAGCGACCUAAGAUUAGCUCCGCUCACGCUCAGGCUGGUUACCUUAAUGACAUUGUCAGCAAGGUCCGUCGUAUUGACGCUAGUGAUGAUGAAGAGGAUGCCACAGUUACUGGACCUUCGGACUCUAGGAACCCCAAAUUCGAUGGUGCGAUGCCUCCACCUCCGCCACCCAUGCCAGGCUUUAAUGGAGCAGAAGCUCCGCCGGCGCCUGCCAUGCCUGGCUUCAAUGGUGCUCCUCCACCUCCACCUCCGAUGAUGCCAGGGUUCAACGGAGCCGCCCCUCCUCCGCCUCCCCCACCACCAGGUAUGGCUGGGUUCUCAUCUGGUGGCCCACCGCCGCCGCCAAUGCCUGGGUUCUCUGGUCCACCUCCCCCUCCUCCACCGGGUAUGCCUGGCUUCUCUACUGGCGCCCCUCCUCCACCUCCACCUAUGCCUGGCUCUCCCAUGCCUGGAUUUGGCGGUCCACCACCUCCCCCUCCUCCAGGCAUGCCAGGUAUGAAGGCUGGAGGACCUCCGCCACCGCCUCCACCACCAGGAGCACCUCCUAUGCCUGGAGCCAGAAGAGGUGGGUUCUUGCCUCAAGCUCAAUAUGCAGCUGCCUCUACCAUUGGUAUGGGUGUUGCGAGACCCAAGAAGAAGCUCAAGGCUUUGCAUUGGGAAAAGAUCGACGCUUCAGAAUUCACCAUGUGGGCUACACACGCACCCACGCACGAGGCAAAGGAAGAGAAGUACGCCGAACUUAGCAAGAAGGGUAUUCUUGAUGAGAUUGAACGUCUUUUCAUGGCCAAGGAGAUCAAGGCGAUUGGCAAGAAAGAGAAGAAGAGCGACAAGAAACAGAUCAUGCCUAGCAACUUGAUGCAAACAUUCCAGAUCUCUUUGGCGGUAUUCUCACAACGACCGUUGGAGGAUGUCGUCCGCAUGAUCAUACACUGCGACAGGGAAGUGUUGGAUAACCCUGUCGUCAUGGACUUCCUGCAAAGAGAAGACAUGUGCACCAUUCCUGACAAUACUUCCAAGCUCAUGGCACCAUAUAGCAGAGACUGGACUGGACCGGACGCACUCAAGUCAGCAAGAGAGCAGGACCCUUCAGAACUGACUCGCGAGGAUCAGAUCUACCUUUACACGGCCUUCGAAUUGCAUCACUACUGGAAGGCUAGAAUGAGAGCAUUGGCUUUGACCAAGAGCUUCGAGCCAGAAUAUGACGAAAUCUCAGACAAGCUGAAGAUGGUAUGCAACGUUUCAGAAUCACUUCGCGACUCUGUUCGUUUGAUGCCCGUCUUUGGUCUCAUUCUCGACAUUGGUAACUACAUGAACGACUCCAACAAACAAGCCAUUGGUUUCAAGCUUAGUUCGCUCGCCCGUCUUGGUAUGGUCAAGGAUGAUAAGAACGAAUCUACCUUGAUGGAUUAUGUCGAGCGUGUUGUACGCAGACAAUAUCCCCAAUGGGAAGGCUUCACUGAAGACAUUGGUGGCGUUGUUGUGGCUGCCAAGUUGAAUGUGGACCAGCUAAUGGUCGAUGCUAAGAAGUACAUUGACAACAUCAAGAACGUGCAAAUGUCCUUGGAUGCUGGUAAUCUCAGCGACCCGCGCAAGUUCCAUCCCGAGGAUAGAGUCAGUCAAGUGGUUCAGAGAUCAAUGAAGGAAGCGAGAAGAAAGGCAGAACAGAUGGAAUUGUACCUCGAGGAGAUGAAGAGGACAUACAACGACAUUUUGACCUUCUUUGGCGAUGACAACCAAGACGAGUCGGCGAGGAGAGAAUUUUUCUCCAAGCUGGCCAAUUUCGUCAACGAGUAUAAGAAAUCGCACGAGAAGAACAUUGCUCAAGAGGAGACACAACGUCGCAAUGAAGUUUCGAUGCGUCGUAAAGCCCAAGCACAAUCUGCCCUCGAGAAGGCAACUGCAGAUCCUGCCGGUCCUCCUUCACCCGCUUCACAGGGUGCCAUGGACACAUUGUUAGAGAAGCUUCGCGCCGCCGCUCCUGCUACUAGAGAUACAAGAGAUCGCCGACGACGAGCCCGUCUCAAUGAGCGUCAUCAACGUCGUGUGGCUUCUGGCCAACAAAUGCCUGAAAUUGCUGGAAUAACAUCACCUACAGAUGAUUCGACUCUCCUCUCACCAACUUCAGACAAAGCGCCCGAGCGUCCGUCAACUUCAGACAGCACAACACUGUCUCCUCAUGUUGAAGAGAAUGACAAGGGUGCCAUCAGCGAAGGAGAAGACGUGGCAGAUCGAGCAGCAAGUCUUCUACUUGGCCUUCGCGGUAGCACUGGCGACAACGAUGAGACACCUGUUCCACGCGACAGUGAGAAUCUUCGUGUUCGCCGCCGUCGUGAUCACGCAGACAGCGAACGCGAGCGCCGCCGCCGAAGACGCGCGCCAGGUACCAGCACUGCCUCUACCGACGGACGCCCUCAGACGGGUGUCAGCGAUGCUAGUGCGGACCACCAUGACGACGACAACAAAUCCGAGCUUGGCGACGCUAAAUCAGAUGCCGGAACUGGAGAUGUUGAUGAUGGUCUGAAGAUUGAUCUUCAACUCAUGACACCUAUAACAAGUCCAGCAUUGACAUCUCCACCCAUCACUAUUGUUAGCCCACCUUCACCCACUACGACUGCAGAGAGACGGGACGUCAGCACACCACUUGGCAGUCCUCGGUUAUCAUAA